Tilletiopsis washingtonensis is the source of this 1644-nucleotide messenger RNA. RefSeq lists its product as hypothetical. Gene Ontology annotation, cellular component: nucleolus; preribosome, large subunit precursor. The coding region runs from base 59 to 1456 and encodes 465 amino acids. The record is from RefSeq and is a predicted model, not a curated record. Gene Ontology annotation, molecular function: protein binding. The transcript is spliced from 6 exons. NCBI's taxonomy places the organism in Eukaryota, Fungi, Basidiomycota, Exobasidiomycetes, Entylomatales. Gene Ontology annotation, biological process: ribosomal large subunit biogenesis.
GGCGAGUGACCGAUGAUCUUGUCCUCGUCCCUCUCCCCUGCCACAUCCCUGCAACCCCAUGCCGCACGCCUCCUCCUCCUCCUCCUCCUCCUCCGGCCGUGGCGCUGGCGCUGGCGCUGGCGCUGGCGCCGCCGAGGCCGGUCCUUCUGCGCGCCCGCACGGCAGCUAUGCGUUCUAUCUCGGCAGCGCCGCCGGCCUCAUCUCCUCGGUGCGUCUCGCACCGCCUCUCGAUGCCGAGGCCGCAGCCGCCGCACACCAGGCGCUGCCGCAGCCCGUCGAGAUGCUCGCCUAUCCUGCCGCUGCUGGCCGCAAGGAUACGGCAGUGCAGCGCAUGGCGGCCGCACAUGUGGGCAAGCGAUGGGUCCUCGCCGUGGCUCGCAAGAACGGCUGCAUCGACCUCAUGACUCGCGUUGCGCAUGACGACACGGCCGCCUCGGCGUCUGCUGCUGCUGCUGGCGAAGCCGCGCAAGCAGAGGCAGCGGCGAGCGACGCCAUGGCCGUCUCGCAAGACGCCGCGUCCACCUCGUCGGCAGUCGCCGCCGAGGCGCCCUUGCCGCCGCCCCGCGAGCGCCUGCGCUUUCUGGCGUGCGUCGCCGAGCCGCGCAUGCGCGUCGGCAUGGAGCGCUGGCUCGCACUCGCUCUCUCUGACAGAGAGAGCAAGGAAGAAGAAGAAGAGCGGAGGACGGGCAAAACAGCCAGAGAUGAUACCCUUUCCGGAGUGCUCCCGCACUCGCGCCCGACUCACACCCUUCUGCCGAACGACGCCCUCUCUCUGCCCCAAGCCCCGCGCAUUACCUCUGCCUGCAUUCUUGGCGCCUCCUCCUCGUCCUCCUCCUCUUCACCGCCCACCUUCACGCUUGCCGCCGGCACGCGCGACGGCGUGCUGCGCCUCUACUCGACGGCGCACGCCGCCGGGCGCAGGGCGCGCCGCGAGACGCGCGUCGUGCCCGCCGGCGCCGGCGGCGUGCGCCUCGUCGUGGCGGGCGCGCCGAGCAGCGAGGGCCGGCAGGAGUGCUUCGUCGCCGACGGCAGUGGCAAGCUGUAUGCGACGGAUGAAGAGGGAGCAGUGACGUACUCCUACAAGGACAUCACGGGCGCCGUAAAUGUGGUGCUGCCUCUUUGUGCGCCCCUCUCCUCUUCGUCUGCGCUGCCCAUCUCGGCGCCGCUGCUGCUCAGUGCGUCUCUCGACCGGCUGCUGCGCCUGCACUCGACGGCGCCCGGCGCCGCGCAGCGCGCCGGCGCGUCCAAGCAGCGCGGCACCACGCUGGCGAGCGUCUUUGCGGGCCAGACGGCGCUCGGCGCAGUGCUGUGGGAUGGAGAGUGCCCGGUUGUCGAUGUGGAGAUGGAGGGAGAGGAAGAGGAGGUGUGGGAGGCUAUGGACCGCGUGGGAGAGGAGGAGGAGGAGGAGAGUGAAGAGGAGGAGGAGGAGAGAAGCAAGAAGACGAAGAAGCACUAGCAGCACUUCACUACAUCACAAUCGAGCCCCGCCUACACACACACACACACCUACACACAUAUGCAUCGUCACCGUCUCACCCCCUGUUCCAUCAACACCACGCACUCGCUGUAAUCGGCAAACCCAUACGGAUUCUUGCCACAUGCCACAGGCUCGGCGUCUCUACACGAUGUAACUCUUGUGCCCCC